This is a messenger RNA of Passer montanus (Eurasian tree sparrow), 6553 nucleotides long. RefSeq names its product laminin subunit gamma 3 (gene LAMC3). The transcript has 28 exons. The coding region runs from base 47 to 4798 and encodes 1583 amino acids. Lineage: Eukaryota; Metazoa; Chordata; Aves; Passeriformes; Passeridae. The record is from RefSeq and is a predicted model, not a curated record.
CCCUGCCAUCCAGAGGAGGCUCAGAGAGAGCCGGGAGAGGCGCGGCAUGGCACGGCCUCCCGGGCUCUGCCUGCUGGCCCUGCUGGCCCUGGGGGCGGGGGGCUCGUCCCCGUGCUGGGACCCUCGGGGGCAGCCCCGCCGCUGCAUGCCCGUCUUCGAGAACGCCGCCUUCGGCCGGGCCGUCCAGGCCACCAACACGUGCGGGUCGCCCCCGGAGGAUUAUUGCCUGCACAUGGGCACCCAGCACGCCAGCGCCCUGUGCCACCGCUGCGACGCCAGCGACCCCCGGCGCCACCACAACGCCUCCCUCCUCACCGACUUCCACAGCCAGGAGGAGAGCACCUGGUGGCAGAGCCAGUCCAUGGCCUUUGGCAUCCAGUACCCCAACUCCGUGAACAUCACCCUGCGCCUGGGCAAAGCCUACGAGAUCACCUAUGUGAGGCUGAAGUUCCACACCAGCCGCCCCGAGAGCUUCUCCAUCUACAAGCGCAGCCGCGCCGAGGGGCCCUGGGUGCCCUUCCAGUUCUACAGUGCCUCCUGCCAGAAAACCUACGGGAAGCAGCCCCGGCAGUACCUGCGGCCGGGCGAGGACGAGCAGGUGGCCUUCUGCAGCGACGAGUUCAGCGACAUCUCCCCCCUCAGCGGGGGCAACGUGGCCUUCUCCACCCUGGAGGGACGGCCCAGCGCCUACAAUUUUGAUGGAAGCCCAGCACUGCAGGAGUGGGUGACAGUCACUGACCUGCUCAUCUCCUUGAACCGGCUCAACACGUUUGGGGAUGACAUCUUCAAGGACCCCAAGGUGUUGCAGUCGUACUACUAUGCCAUAUCUGACUUCUCCGUUGGUGGCAGGUGCAAAUGCAAUGGCCAUGCCAGCGAGUGCGCGCCGGACGAGGCCGGGCAGCUGGUCUGUGUGUGCCAGCACCACACGGCUGGCACCGACUGCGAGCGCUGCCAGCCCUUCUACCAGGACCGGCCCUGGGCGCGCGGCACGGCCGAGGCUGCCAACGAGUGCCUCCCCUGCAACUGCAGCGGCCGCUCCGAGGAGUGUUUCUACGACCGGGAGCUGUUCCGGCGCAGCGGGCACGGGGGACACUGCCGCAACUGCCGCGACAACACGGCCGGGCCCCACUGCGAGAGCUGCCGGCAGAACUAUUACCGCUGGGAGCCGCAGGGAGCCUGCCAGCCCUGCCACUGCCACCCCGCAGGUUCCCUGCAGCCCCAGUGUGACAACUCGGGGACCUGCGUCUGCAAAGCCAACGUGACGGGCUGGAAGUGCGAGCGCUGCAAGGACGGCUACCACAGCCUCAGCGAGGGUGGCUGCAGACCCUGCACCUGUGACCCCGCGGGCAGCGUGGGCACCUGCGACCCCAACACGGGGCACUGCACCUGCAAGGAGAGGGUGGAGGGGCAUUUGUGCAACAGGUGCCAGCCAGGCUGGUUUAACCUGCAGCCCCACAACCCCAUCGGCUGCAGCAGCUGCUUCUGUUACGGCCACUCCAGCGCCUGCAGGGCGGCAGAUGGCUACGAGGAGACCCACAUCCGCUCCGACUUCAGCCAAGGGCUGGAGGGCUGGGCUGCCACAGCUCCAGGCACCACAGACCUGCCUCUGCGCUGGGCUGGCCGGGAGAUCAUCACCGAGUGGGACGGAGAGGAGCUGGUGGAUUUUCUUGCACCAGAGAAGUUUCUGCAGAACCAGCGCCUCAGUUACGGGCAGCUCCUGUCCCUGCUGCUGGGAGUGGAGAACGGGACAAGAACAGAACGUGGGGUGCCCCUGCUGCAGGUCCAGCUGCUGCUGGAGGGUGAGGGGAUGAAGGUCACCAUGUCCAGCAGCAAGAGCCAGCUCCAGCAUGGAAAGCAGGCUGUCACCUUCAGGCUGCACGAGGCAGAGGAGGGUGCAGAGCCUUUGCUGUCGGCCUUCAGCUUCCAGCGCCUGCUCUCCAACCUGAGCUCCCUCCGCCUCCGUGUGAGCCGCGGCCCCGUCAGAGGCAGGCUGUCCCUGAGCAAGGUCCAGCUCACAUCUGCUCGCCCCGGGCCAGGCACACGGGCGGGCUGGGUGGAGGAGUGCACGUGUCCCAUGGGAUACACCGGGCAGUUCUGCCAGUCCUGUGCACCUGGAUUCAAGAGGGAGAUCCCAUUUGGCGGCCCCUUCGUCAGCUGCGUGCCCUGCACCUGCAACCAGCACGGGCACUGCCACCCCCUCACAGGGCACUGCCAGUGCUUGCACAACACCGAGGGUCCCUCCUGCGAGCGCUGCAGCCCCGGCUUUUACGGCAACCCCUUCCUCGGGCGCCCUGAUGACUGCCAGCCCUGCCCCUGCCCUGGCCGCUCGCCCUGCACCGAGGUGCCCGGCAGUGGGGAGGUGGUCUGCACCCACUGCCCCCCGGGGCAGAGAGGAAAACGCUGUGAGCUCUGUGAUGACGGGUUUUUCGGGGACCCCCUGGGGCAGAGAGGCGCCGUGCAUCCCUGUGAGCCCUGCCAGUGCCACGGGAACGUGGAUCCCAACGCCGUGGGGAACUGUGACCCCGUGUCCGGCCGGUGCCUGCGCUGCCUCCACAACACAAUGGGCGACCACUGCCAGAGGUGCCGGCCGGGCUUCUACGGGGAUGCGCUGGCUCCCAGCCCUGCUGGGAAGUGUGCACCUUGUGAUUGCAACCCCAGUGGCUCAGACCCGAGGCUGGAGGGCUGUGAUCCUGGCACGGGCCAGUGCCACUGCCUCCCACACGUGACAGGCAGAGCCUGUGGGCAGUGCCAGCCCGGCUACUACGGCCUGGAGCCCACUGUGGGGUGCAAGAGCUGUGAGUGCCACCCAACAGGGUCACAGGAGAGCGGGUGCCACGCGCUGACAGGACAGUGCUCCUGCCAACCUGGUGUCACAGGGAAGAAAUGUGAUCGAUGCCAGCACGGCUUCUUCGGCUUCUCUGCCAGGGGCUGCCGAGCCUGCAACUGCUCCCCGCUGGGCUCCGUCACCCCGCAGUGCCACGAGAACAGCACCUGCCUCUGCCACCCUGGCUUUGUGGGCUACAAGUGUGACCGCUGCCAGGCCAACUUCUUCCUUGAGCCACUGAGCUCCCGCUGCCAGCAGUGUCCUGCCUGCUACGGGCUGGUGAAGGACGAGGCUGACCGCCUGAAGGCCAGGCUGCAGGAGAUGGAGGAAUGGCUGCAGAAGCCAGGCUGUGAUGCCCACCCAGGACAGUCUGCCAUGCUGGGAGAUGCACCCCGUGGAGAUGGGCUGCCCAGCUCACACCUCCUGAGAGGUGCCUGGGCCACCCUCUUGGUACAGGUGGGGCAGCUGGCAGGGGCACUGAACACUGCACAAGGCCGUCUCACCAACGCCAGCCGAGCCACCAGAUGCUCUGAGCAUGGACCCCCCAAGACCUGCACCCUGCUCUCGGAGAUCGGGGCCGUGCUGCAGUCGGCUCAGCAGGAGAUCCUGCACGCUGCAGACACCCUGGCUACCACGGAAAUUCCUCAGGAAAUCCCAUGGCAGCCCACAAACUGGAGCCACUGGGCACUGGAGGCUCAGGCUCUGUCCAAGAGCCACAAGGACUCCGUGGCACAGGUGGAGGCCGUGGUCAGGAGAGCACUGCGUGCCUCCAACGCCAGCUCCGAGCUCCUGCAGCACCUGCUGGAGAGGAACACCACACAGGAGAUGCAGAAUGAGCUGGAGGCCGGGUAUGAGGAGAUCCAGCGGGCACAGGAGGAGCUGGGUGCUGGCAUGGCAAAGGUGGCAGUGGAGGCCAGCAGAGCUUUGACAGCCGUGGAACAGGCACAUGCUGACCUGGCUGAGAGACUUUUGCAGGUGGCUGCUCUGAGGGAGCCUUUGGCACUCCUGAUCCUGCAGCAGGUGCUGCCAAGGCAGGGUGGAGGCCUGGCACGGGAGCUGGCAGUGCUGGAGCAGGCAGCAGCAGCCCAGGAGCCGCUGGCUCAGCAGGCUGUGGAGGCAUCCCGCACACUGGCAGCUGGAUUGCACCUGGAGCUGCAAAGGACUCGUGGCUUCAAGCAGCUGCAGGACCAGGCUGGCUCUGCUCAUGACACAGCCACCAUGGCUGUCUCCCGAGGAAAAGCUGUGCUCUCCGAGGCCGAGUCCCUCCUGGCCAGCUUGGAAGGCAUGAAGAAGGCGCUGGGGCAUCGGAAGAGUCAGGCUGCCCUGAGGAGGAGGAUGGCCACUGUGAGGGACAGAGUGAUGGUGGAUGCUCAGAGGAAGAUUAAACAGGCAGAGAAGACACUGGGAAACUCCCUGUCCAUCUCCACCACAGCCCAGAGGACAGCUGGGGAGGCUGAGCAAGUCUCUGAGGAGAGUGCCAAGAGAGCACGGGCUGUGCUGCAGGAGAGCAAACAGGCCCUCAAACAUGCCAGCCAGCUUGCCACGCGUGCCAAUGAGACCCAGUGGGAGCUCUCCCGGCAGGAGCACAUGGCUGAGAAGCUCAGGGGAGACCUGGAGGAGGCACAGCAGGUGGGGUCAGAGGUGAGUGAGAUGGCAAAAAGUCUCCAGGAAGCCCGGGGCUCACUCAUGUCGGACAUCGAGACCCUGAACAACCUUCUGAACAGCCUAGGUAACCUGGAGCAGGACAAGGAGGUGGACGCAGUGCUGAGCGCAGGGAGGCUGCAGCUGCAGCAGCUGUGGCUGCGCCUGGCCACGCCGGGUCCCCUGGCCAGCCAGCUCAGCCAGCUGCAGCAGGAGGCAGCACGGCAGCAGGAGAAGAUCCAAGCAUUUGAGAGCGACUUGGCUGAGAUCCGGGCUGACAAGCAGAACUUGGAGGACAUUUUGCGGAGCCUCCCUGAGAGCUGCGCGAAGUGACAGGUCGCUGGCUGCUGCCACAUGUCCCCUGUGCCCACCCUGCAAGGGGAGUGGCAGAGGGAAGGACACUCUGCAUUCAGCAGCAUCAAUCCCUCCCACCACUCCUCACACUGCCCUCUGUCCAGUAUCACACCCCAGGUCCUUCUCCACACCCGUCCAGGCUCCACGUCUCAAGCACUCUGCAGCAUGACUCCAGCCACCACCUCUGUCCUUGGGAUGGGGGACACCCACCUACCAGGGGCACUGAUGUUUCUGUGCAGGAUAUGGAGCCGUUCCAGGGUUGGUCUCUCACUGCAGAGUGAACAAAGAAUCCUCACAGAUCUCCUCCAUCCCUCCUUUCCCACUGCAGCACAGCACACUGGGCAGGAACAGCUUACCAAGUAUGCAAUGUACCCAAGCUGUACUGCCCGGCACUCCCUCCUGCCCCAGGAGAAGAGAGAGGCUCUCACACGUGCUGGAAGCUGGUCCUGCUGCACAGCACCCUGCAGUGUCAUGCUCAUGGGCUGUGGUCACAGAGGGGCAGAGAGGAAUCCUGGUGAAGCCAGGCAGAGAGCUGCUUGCCGGAGGGCACAGAGCUUGCCUGCUUCCCAAGGGAAGGGAGCUCACAGCAGGGAGGGCUAAAUUAAUGAGCAGAAACAAAGCAAAGAUGGAUCCUCACCCAGCUCCUGGAAGGCAGCUGGGACCUCCUCAGCCUGCUCCAAUAUAAGAGAAGCUCAGGUCUUGCUGUUCUCUUGCUCCAGGGUAAGACAAGGCCACAGCCAGCUCUGCUUGGCCCACUGAAUGUCACCAGGCAUGGCUACAAAACAGCCAAUUGCCACCAAUCCCAGGGGUUGGGUGGCAGAGAUGCAGUCAAGGGAGGUGUCAGAGCAGCAGCACCCACAGCCCCACCAGCCCCACUGGAGAGGAGCUGGCUGAUGGCAGCAGGCUGUGCAGCCAGUGUGGACUGGAGGGGGAACAGCUGGACACCCGCUCCUGCCUGUGUCACUCCCACGGGGUGGCAGAGGUCAGUGGCUGUAUUGCCAUUAAAGGAAAGGCAUUUAUGUUCCUCUGUGCUCCCAUGUGGGCUGGGCUGCAGAACAAGCCAGGUCCUGGCUCAGCCCACCUUGUGCUGGCUGUGUUGUGACUCCAGGUAGCUGAAGUCACUCCCAUGAGACCAGAAACGAGUCCCCAGGCUGGAGCUUGCUUCAUUUUUUAACCGGUUUUACCUAUGUUUUUUCUGCUCACAGUGCUGCAAAUCAGGUUUGCUAAAGUCUUGUGUAAUUUAUGUAAAAUUGCUGCCAUCGAUGUUGAGUUCCCCCAGCAACAUCUCUGGUGGGUCCAGUGGCCUGGAAGGAACACAGGAUUCUCCUACUGAAAGCAAAGCAUACUGAAAGCAAAGCAUCGUCCUUCUAAUUCUGCACAAAAGCUGCCCAAGGAGCGGGGUGCCAGAGCUGCAGUGCUGUGGGAGUGUGAUGGCAGGGGCUCCCCUGCUGCUGCCCAAGGACAGCUCUGGGAAAGCAAAACCAUGGAACAGUGAGAGCACAGCGUGAUCCGGCUUGGCCAGAGGCAGGGGGCCGGGGCCACUUACUGUCUCUCUGGGAGGACAAUUACACAUCUCCAGUGAGCACACAAAUUUGCUGCUCUUACAGAAAUGCCAAGCCUCUGCUGUGUGCCUGCUGCUGAAGAUGUUCAUGCUGCCUCCUGCUCUCCAUGGAACUCUGUUUUUAGCUGGUGCCACCUGCCUAGAGCUGUAUCCAUUAAAAAUUCUUAAUAUAA